Molecule: messenger RNA, 1059 nt
Organism: Thelazia callipaeda (thelaziosis nematode)
Lineage: Eukaryota; Metazoa; Nematoda; Chromadorea; Rhabditida; Thelaziidae
Source: the annotation of a GenBank genome assembly
AUGGGACGAUCAUUAACGAAAAAUGAUCAAGCUAGAGCUCAGUCGGCUUAUUUACUGCGUAAGGUGCACGGUCGUGGAAUUAUGAAGCAGCUUACGGCUACUGAGAAACGGAGACGAAUGAUUGAGGCUGGAUCGAAAUAUGCGGCCUUGAAUCGUGAAAAUGCUCCCGUGAAGUGCAGUAGAAGUGUUAAUUGUGCUAGCGCAGCGAGUAACAUGAAAGACAAUGUUGUAGUUACUGCUACUUCAAGUGCAAACGAUAAAAUGAAGUUUCGUAAUGCAGCUACUCCUACUCUUUCUACAAUAAAUGAAACUUUUGUACGCGAUGAUGCGGCUUUGAAGAGUAUUUUAAAUAAAUGUAUGCCUUGUUCAUUUACGAGACGAGCGUCUAUUUAUCGGAAUCGUGAGAGGCCAUCACUUUUUCCAAACGGAAUCAAUCCUUUGGAUGUAGCAGCUGCCAAAUUUGCAAAAUCUGGAUCAUUGGGAUCGUGCGACACUCGAUUACUUACUUCAGCACCCAUUUCUUCAAGGGAAAAAGAUGUAUCCAUGUCGGCGACAUUGUGUUCUGUAAUGGGCGGGCUGAAAAAAACACCUUUAAGUCUUCUUCCUGACAUCAUUUUUUUUUAUUGGCUUAUAAAGAUAGAAGUUGUGCAAGGUAAAACUGUUGUUGAUUACACUGUUGCCAUUUUUCAGGGUAAAACUGUUCGGUUUGAUGAAAGCAUUAGUUUUCAAAGUCCGAAGAACUGCACGCAGACUUUUCCAGAGCAUGUUGAUAAAACGAGUUUCGAAUCUACUGAUAAAGUGAUUUUGGAUUUGACGCAGAAUUUCGACGAUAUGUUGAAGAAGAUAAGAGGUUUAUCAGCUUGUGUUUUCAACAAUUUGGCAAAAGCUGUGCAUCAAGUCGCUGUUGAGAAGUCUAUGAUGCCUUGCGAAGGACAUAAAAUUCUGUCGGAUUCAUCAGAUGUUUCAACGUUAAAUGAUAAAAAUUGCUUGAUGUCAGAAAAGUGCACAACUGAUUUAAAACAAGACUGCAUCGCAUUAAAGACGACACGUAUGAAGUAA